Molecule: messenger RNA, 339 nt
Organism: Schizosaccharomyces osmophilus
Lineage: Eukaryota; Fungi; Ascomycota; Schizosaccharomycetes; Schizosaccharomycetales; Schizosaccharomycetaceae
Gene: fyv4
Product: mitochondrial ribosomal protein subunit S41
Exons: 2
Coding region: 1-339 (112 amino acids)
Cellular component (GO): mitochondrion
Source: RefSeq, a predicted model, not a curated record
AUGAAUACAGGACGCUCUUUGUUGAAAUUACCAAACGGCUUCAAUUUUUUUCGAGUCGCUUGUAGACAAGCAUCUUCCGUUCCUUCGACAAGAGAUGGUAUAACGGAUUUAAAAACGUUUCUUCAAAGAAUUGGCCGUAACACUGAGCAAAAGAUUGAUGGAAAAAUAACGAACUGGGAAGAACUGUUCACCAAAAGCACAAGAGACAUGAAAGAAGAUGGACUAGAUGUACGUACACGAAAGUACAUUGCAAAUCAACGUAACCGGUAUAUCCAGGGCUACAAUAUUGUACCAUACCCAACCAUGAAAAAGAAGAAAGGAGGAGAGAGACGUUCUUAA